GUCGAGGUUGCCUGGUCUCAGAGCACGGGGAGAGAAGGAUCUCACGGCUUCCGCCGCCGUUUGCGGCGCCAGGUCUUGGGGCCUGCUGUGGCACUACUGGCUGCCGAGGACUGGCCGGCCUAUAGUGCGCGAGCCGAAGACAAAGUGCCGAUCGACUUGGAGACGUACAAGUCGAAGAUUACGAGGCUCUUGGGAGAGGUGCCCGUUUACGCCGU
This is a messenger RNA of Symbiodinium sp. CCMP2456, 215 nucleotides long. The record is from the annotation of a GenBank genome assembly. NCBI's taxonomy places the organism in Eukaryota, Dinophyceae, Suessiales, Symbiodiniaceae.